CCUCGCAUGCACUGCUGACACCACAGCCUCCAUCUUCCAAUGUACCUCGUCGCAGGGUGCACCGCCCAUUGCGGUACUUCGUGAGCCGUUGUUUCCUGCAUGUAUGUGGUGUAUGUGGUGAGGGUGGUGUGUGUGGCAGCUGCACCUCCCAGGAUCCUGCCGUUCCCCAAGUUCUGGUUCUCGGGCCCUCCGGUCAUGUCCAUGGGCGUCCCACGUGCGGUGAUUCGCGGGUUUGCUUCCCUCGGUCGUCUGGCACAGGUACGUGUCAUUUGGAGAUUUGGCUCAUGGCCUCGUAAUGGCAGGCUCGACAUAAGCACACCCCGGGCGUCGCCGCCGCCGCCGUCGUCUUCGUCACUCCGAUUCGGUCAAGGCGCUCCACUGGAUCUAUCGUCUAGUAGCCUAUGUGAAAAUCUUCUAGGAAUGCUCUUAGUCGUGCUCUCAUGCGCAUCAGAUACGCCUCUAGUCGUCCCUCUCAAGCUGAGAGGGUGUCGAGUCCACGUCAGUCAACCCGACGGAAACGCCUACAGGUCAAUCGUACGAGACUCAAUCUGACGUCUCGUUGUGUCCUCCCUCUCAUAUUGCCCAUGUCAAACCAUCCCUUCACCGACAAAUCGUUCAGACUCGAUCACAGGUUCGCUGCAGACUGCAGCUCCUUCUCCAAUUGCUUCGUCUGCUCGCUGAGACUGUUGCCAAACGCCUCGCGCAUCUGCACCUGCUCUGUCGCCGUCAGAGGGGCCUGACUGCCCCUGCGCCGCCGCCAGCUUGGCUUCGUCUCCUGCAGCGACGCAUUGGGAUCUUGGCCCGACGGGUCCGCAAACUCGUAAGACCUCAGCUCCGUGUUGAACCACCCGGUGCCUGG
Molecule: messenger RNA, 859 nt
Organism: Microdochium trichocladiopsis
Lineage: Eukaryota; Fungi; Ascomycota; Sordariomycetes; Xylariales; Microdochiaceae
Exons: 1
Coding region: 100-552 (150 amino acids)
Source: RefSeq, a predicted model, not a curated record